CCAGAGGGACUUGGAGCGAGCAACGUUCAUACCGAAUGCAAGCAACUCGGAGUCGCCCUUCUGCGUUUACUUGUUGGUUGUUCUCCGUGAUGUAUGGUUGGUAGAGCAUAUAUUGAUCCACGGAAGACUAGACGGAGUAGAGAUCGGUAGCCAUUACAAAAUGGCGGUAAAAGGUGGUGAGGUGUGAAACUGUUGGCUGAUGAUUGCUUUGCUUUACAUAGAAUGGGGACUCAGAAGCCGGUUGAGUGGGUGUCGGCUUUAAUCACACGAUUCGAAGAACAGUUGCCAUGUCGUACAGGACCACAAAAUACUCAUUCCCGUGUAAAUGAAGAGCAAAACAAGAAAUGCCUGGUUCAAAUCAGCCGACACCGUUUUUCACUUGUCAUCUCUGGUCUCACAAAAAUAUUACAACGUGUUAAUGAACUGUUUCUUUCUGUAGUGUCAGGACCACGACCUCAUGGACCUGAUAUGGAACUCAACUGUUAUGAAUCGUUGCUCAUUGUUUUGGACACAUUAGAAAAGUGUCUCAGCAACCAACCCAAAGACACAGCACGAUAUGAUGAAGCAAUGAAUGUAAAACUUUUAUUGCGGGAGAUUUGUCAGUUUAUUGAUGUCCCAAAUGACAAUCCAACAGUGCUGCAGCUAAAAAAUUUGGCAUCUAAAGUUUUAUUUGCAUUAAGCUUGAAUUUCUUCAAUGCAGUUUUUAAUAGGAUAUCAGGAAGGUUACAGGAGUUGAGUGCCUGCAAUGAAGAAAAUCCAGAUUAUAGUGAUAUUGAGUUGAUUCAACAUAUUAAUGUGGAUGUUGACAGACUAAUUCGAUUACUGAAUGAAUCUAUUCAGAAGUUCAGAUUACUGAAAAAGUCUGCACAACUUGUGCUUAUGACUUCAUUGGAGAAAGCUAUCUGGAACUGGAUGGAUACAUAUCCUAAUGAAUUUGCAGACUUACAGAAAAAGCAUAAUGAGGAGUUAGCUAAGUGCUGUGAGGGUCUGUUUGACAUCUUGGAUAGUUUUGCUGAUAACAAGAAAGGAAGAGCUGCAGUGUGGCCACUUCAGAUCAUGCUUCUCGUUCUCUCACCUAAAGUUCUGGAGGAGAUAGUGAAUGCAGACUCUGGGGCACCUUGUUCACCACGUCAUUCUAAGAAGAAGCAGUUUAUUGACUCUGUGAAACGAGCCAUAGGACAGCAUGGUACUAGCAAACAGCUGACUGAAGCAGCUGCUGUUACCUGUGUCAAACUGUGUAAAGCUUCUACCUACAUCAAUAACCUGGACUCCAACAAUGUAGCUUUCACCUUGGUCCAGAAUAUCAUUAAUGAACUCAAGAAUCUGCUCUUCAGUCCUAGUAAACCGUUCACCCGUGGACAGAAUUACGUUCUACAUGAUAUCGACUUAAUGAUUGAUUGUUUUGUGUCAUGUUUCCGUAUCAAGCCACACAACAAUGAAGCACUCAAAGUGUGUCUCAACCCCAACUCUUCAUUCUUGUACCAUUAUGUUCUCAUCAGCUCCUUGUACAGGAUUAUAACACAGCCUCGAUUACCGUGGUGGCCUCAGAUUGAUUUGGUUUACAACAAAUCCAGUGAUCUCAGGUUGAUGUUCACUGAUACAUUAAACAAAGCAUUACAAGGAUGUAUUACUCAUACUACGCUUCGUAUGAUUCCGUCAUUUGCAUUAAAAGGUAAAGAGUCUGCUUCAAAGUUCAAAGAGAAAGGUGAUGAAAUCCCAGUUAUUAAGAACCUGUUACUUUUGAUUGUUCGUCUCAUCCAUGCAGAUCCAAUGUUAAUGCUCAAUAACCAGGGCAAGACUGGCCAUGAGAUUCAGAGCUCCACACUGGAUCUGAUCAAUGGGUUAGUGAGUUUGGUUUAUAAACCCACGAUGCCAGACGUAGCUCAGGAAGCCAUGGAAGCUCUUUUGGUGCUUCAUCAGCCUGAGAAGAUUGAAGUUUGGAACCCUGAAGCACCCAUCAAUACUUUCUGGGAUGUGAGUUCACAAGUGUUAUUCACCAUCUCGCAAAAGCUCAUUCAACACCAAAUAAUGGAUUAUACAGACAUCCUUAAAUGGCUUCGUGAUAUUCUCAUGUGCAGAAAUGCUUUCCUUCUCCGUCACAAGGACUAUGCCAAUUUGGGGAGUCAGGUUGCUAUUUGCAAGCAAGCGCAUAUAAAACUGGAGGUGGUCUUCUUCAUGUACCUUUGGAGCAUAGAUAUAGAGGCUGUGUUGGUAGCCAUGUCGUGUUUUAGACUGCUUUGUGAGGAAGCAGACAUUCGCUGUGGCUCUGAUGAAGUUACUGUAACAUAUUUACUACCAAAUUAUCAUCUGUAUCAAGAAUUAGCCCAAGCUUCAACAAUUCUCACUACAGCCAGCGAGGAGUCGAGGGUUUAUUACCGUGAACAUAAUCUUGGCCGAGCAGCUUUGCAAAAACGAAUAAUGGCCUUAUUACGCAAGAUUGAGCAUUGUGUAAAUGGAGUCCAGCCAGCUUGGGAGGAAACAUUUCGCAACUGGGAGGUAUCUACAAAAACGCUGACAUCAUAUCCCAAAGCAAAAUUAGAAGAUGGUCAGGUGGAAUCAUUCCAUCGUUCAAUAGGCAAACGGCGGGCUUCCCACCAGAAUUCGGAAUACGAACUUGAGGAUCAGAUCAAUGAAUGGGCAAACAUGACUGGUUUCCUUUGUGCACUUGGGGGUGUCUGUCUGCAACGUAAGUCUCCAUCAAGACCAUCAGCAGGUUUGGGAUUGCUUCCUGUGCCAAGUCUGGAGCUUCGUAAAUUGGCCAACUCAAGUCAGGAUGUACAGUAUUGCCCUGUUACUCAGUUUGUGGGGCAGUUACUGCGAUUACUUGUAUGCAACAAUGAAAAAUUUGGUGCACAGAUCCAGAAACAUGUGAAAGAGUUAGUAGGACAUGAGAUGUCUCCAGCUUUGUAUCCUAUUCUUUUUGACCAGAUAAAAGCCAUAGUUGAGAAGUUCUUCGAUCAACAAGGACAGGUGAUUGUGUCUGACAUCAACACACAGUUCAUUGAACAUACCAUUUUCAUCAUGAAGAAUGUACUGGAUAGUAAAACAGACCAACCAUCUGAACAUCUUGGUGUUACCAGUAUAGAAGGAAUGAUGUUAGCAAUUGUCAGGUAUGUACGUUAUCUUGAUAUGACUGUACGUGCUGUCCAUAUAAAGACAAAGGUCUGUCAGCUAGUGGAAGCUAUGAUGAAACGACGGGAUGAUCUUGCUUUCCGUCAAGAGAUGAAGUUCCGCAACAAGUUGGUGGAGUAUUUGACAGAUUGGGUGAUGGGAACAUCACAUCAAAUAGCCCCUCCAGGAUCUGGGGAUAUUACUGUCAUCACUAGAGAUUUGGACCAGGCAUGCAUGGAAGCAGUUGCUGCUUUGCUCAGAGCAUUACCACUGCAACCUGAAGAAUCUGAUCGUGGUGAUCUUAUGGAUGCUAAGAGCCAGCUCUUCCUCAAGUAUUUUACAUUGUUCAUGAAUCUGCUAAAUGACUGCACUGAUGCACAGGAUGUAGAAAAGGAUGUGAACCGUCAGCGUUUGGCUGCAGGAAAGCUAAAUACCCUUCACAAUGCAACAAUACAAGCCAUGUCAAAUUUGUUGUCAGCCAACAUUGACAGUGGUCUUAUGCAUUCCAUAGAUUUGGGUUACAACCGAGAUCCUCAAACCCGUGCUGCAUUCAUGGAGGUAUUGAGAAAAAUUCUUCAGCAAGGAACUGAAUUUGACACAUUAGCUGAGACUGUUCUAGCAGACAGAUUUGAGCAACUUGUACAGUUGGCAACAAUGAUUAGUGAUAAGGGUGAACUACCCAUUGCAAUGGCUCUUGCCAAUGUUGUGACAACUUCACAGAUGGAUGAGCUGGCAAGAGUAUUUGUAACUCUGUUUGAUGCCAAACAUUUAUUAUCGCCACUUCUGUGGAACAUGUUCUAUCGAGAAGUUGAAGUUUCUGAUUGUAUGCAAACACUGUUCCGAGGAAAUUCACUGGGCAGCAAAAUUAUGGCAUUCUGUUUCAAGAUUUAUGGUGCUAGUUAUCUACAAAACUUAUUGGAGCCCUUGAUCAGGCCAUUACUUGAAGAACCUAAUCAGAGCUUUGAAGUGGAUCCUGCUAGAUUGGAUCCAAAUGAAGACAUAGAGGAGAACAGAAGAAACUUGAUUGCACUGACACAGAAGGUGUUUGAUGCCAUUGUCUCAUCUUCAGAUAAAUUUCCCCCACAGUUACGAAGUAUGUGUCACUGUUUGUACCAGGUGCUUAGUAAAAGGUUUCCACUGUUUCCGCAAAAUAAUAUUGGAGCAGUUGGGACGGUCAUCUUUCUCCGUUUUAUCAAUCCAGCAAUAGUGUCACCACAGGAGAUGAGCAUUGUAAUUAAGCAGGUGCCUUCAACUGUUAAACGAGGCCUGAUGCUUAUGUCAAAGAUUCUGCAGAACAUAGCAAACCAUGUUGAAUUCAGCAAAGAGCAACAUAUGUUACCAUUCAAUGAUUUUCUGCGUGCACAUUUUGAGAUUGGUAGAAGAUUCUUUAUCCAGAUAGCUUCAGAUUGUGAAACUGUUGAUCAGGCCUCACAUUCAAUGUCCUUCAUCAGUGAUGCCAACAUUUUAGCAUUGCAUCGCUUACUCUGGAAUCACCAAGAAAAAAUUGGUGAUUAUUUGUCCAGUAGUCGUGAUCACAAAGCUGUAGGACGGCGACCUUUUGAUAAGAUGGCGACAUUACUAGCAUAUUUGGGUCCUCCUGAACACAAACCUGUGGAUUCCCAUCUGCUGUUUUCAUCCUAUGCCAGGUGGAGUUCUAUAGACAUGUCAAGUAACAACUUUGAGGAAAUCAUGGUGAAACACAACAUGCAUGAGAAGGAAGAAUUCAAGGCACUCAAAUCCCUCAAUAUUUUCUAUCAAGCUGGAACCAGCAAGCUUGGGUAUCCUGUCUUCUACUACAUAGCUCGGCGAUACAAGCUUGGAGAAACCAAUGGAGAUCUGUUGAUAUACCACGUGAUUCUAACUCUCAAACCAUUCUGCCAUUCACCUUUUGAAGUUGUUGUGGACUUUACGCAUAUGUGUUCAGUGAAUCGGUUCAGGACAGAGUUCUUACAGAAAUGGUUCCAUGUCCUGCCUGAAUUAGCAUAUGAAAACAUCCAUGCAGCAUACAUUUACAACUGUAACAGUUGGGUUCGAGAAUAUACCAAGUUCCAUGACCAGCUGCUUGCACCACUGAAGGGAAAUCGCAAACUUGUCUUCAUUGAAGCUCCAGCACGCCUGAAUGACUUUAUUGAACCAGACCAGCAGAGGUUACCAGGAGCAACACUUUCUCUUGAUGAAGACCUUAAAGUUUUCAAUAGUGCACAUAAAUUAUCUCCCAAAGACACCAAAGUAUACAUUAAGGUUGGCCCUACUGCAAUCCAGAUAACAUCGUAUGAGAAGACUAAAGUAUUGUCACAUUCAGUUCUUCUGAAUGAUGUUUAUUAUGCAUCAGAAAUUGAGGAAGUUUGCAUGAUAGAUGACAACCAGUUCACAUUAACAAUAGCUAAUGAAUCAGGACUGUUGUCAUUUUUCCAGAUUGACUGUGAUAACACUGUACAAGCCAUCAUACACAUCAGGAAUCGAUGGGAACUCUCACAGCCAGACUCAGUAAGAGUCCACCAGAAGAUUCGACCCAAGGAUGUUCCUGGAACGUUACUGAACAUGGCACUGUUGAAUUUGGGAUCCGCGGAUCCCAACCUUAGAACAGUAGCGUACAACCUGCUUUGUGCACUGACUGCCACAUUUGAUCUGAAAAUAGAGGGCCAGUUACUGGAGACAUCUGGUUUAUGCAUUCCUUCAAACAACACAAUAUUCAUCAAAUCUGUGAGUGAAAAGCUUGCAACAAAUGAACCACAUCUCACGCUUGAAUUUUUAGAAGAGUGCAUCCAAGGGUUCAGAGUUUCCAGCAUAGAGCUCAAACACUUGUGCCUUGAAUAUAUGACACCAUGGUUAGCAAAUCUAGUGAGGUUCUGUAAACCUUCAGAUGAAAGUAAGCGUCAACAGAAAGUGGCACAUAUUUUGGAGAAGCUCAUAAUUUUGACCAUUGAAGAAGUGGAGAUGUAUCCAUCAAUACAGGCCAAGAUCUGGGGAUCCAUUGGUCAAGUACCUGAGCUUAUUGACAUGGUGUUGGACAGCUUCAUACAUCGGUCAAUGACAAGUGGGCUUGGCUCGCCAAUGGUGGAAAUCAUGGCAGAUACUGCUGUGGCUUUGGCUUCGGCAAAUGUACAGCUUGUAGCUAAAAAAGUGAUAGGAAGACUAUGUAGGGUAUUGGAUAAAACUUGUACUUCUCCUACACCAUUGCUAGAACAACACAUGAUGUGGGAUGACAUAGCAAUACUUGCACGCUACCUUCUCAUGUUAUCCUUCAAUAAUUGCCUGGAUGUAGCACGCCAUCUACCAUAUUUGUUCCAUUAUGUGACUGCCCUUGUGUGUUCAGGCUCUUUGAGUAUGAGGGCCUCAACUCUUGGCCUCGUCAUCAACAUCAUUCAUUCACUUUGUACUUGCACCAAGCCUUCUUUUAGUGAGGAAACUCAGAGAGUUUUACGGCUUAGUUUAGAUGAAUUUUCCUUGCCCAAGUUUUACCUUCUUUUUGGAAUCAGCAAGGAAAAAUCGGCUGCAGUCACUGCAUUCAGAUCGAGUUAUCGACAUCCGAGUGAACGCUGGUAUGGCCAGGAACGAAGUUUCUCAGUAACAAACUACUCUGACCGAGAACGGUUGUCACUGACAUCCCUAGAGGUCAUCACUGAUGCACUGCUAGAAAUUAUGGAGGCGUGUAUGCGAGACAUUCCUGAUUGUGAUUGGUUACAAACCUGGACAGCACUGGCAAAAAGUUUUGCAUUUUGCUACAAUCCUGCCCUCCAGCCACGAGCUCUCAUUGUAUUUGGUUGCAUCAGUAAAAGCAUCACAGAUCAGGACAUCAAACAGCUCCUGAGGAUACUUGUAAAGGCAUUGGAGAGCUUCAGUGACAUUGUGCUACUUGAAGCAUUGGUUAUGUGUCUCACGAGGUUGCAGCCUUUACUGCGACCAGAAUCACCUAUACAUUGUGCACUCUUCUGGGUUGCAGUCUCAGUGCUGCAGCUUCAUGAAAUAUCAUAUGCAUCUGGGUUGGCAUUAUUGGAACAAAAUCUGCAUACACUUGAUUCUCAAGGAACCUUUGAAGAAAAGACCCUGGCGGAGGUGAUGAUGUCAACCCGAGAACCCUUGGAGUGGCAUUUCAAACAGCUGGACCAUGCUGUGGGUCUGAGCUUCAAAUCUAAUUUCCAUUUUGCAUUGGUUGGACAUUUACUGAAAGGUUUUCGGCAUCCAACACCAACAACUGUGUCCCGUACGACAAGAAUCUUAACCAUGCUGCUUGGCAUCAUAGCCAAACCACACAAACGAGAUAAAUUUGAAGUGACACCAGAUAGUGUAGCAUAUUUAGCAGCAUUGGUGUCUGUAUCAGAGGAGGUGAGAAGUCGUUGUCAUGUGAAACAUUCCUUAGCAAGAAUGAUUCCAGAGUUGGGUUCUGGUGAGAACUUUGAUGUGGAUAGUCACCUUAGUCUUAUGCCUCAUCCCCCCGCCACUAAUGUUUCACCUGCUAUGAAUGUUAUGUUAGCAACAAGUCCUUCCCAGCGAAGUGAAGGGAGUAAUGGACAAAGCUAUCAGCAGCCUCCACAGCAAGCAAGUGGGGUAGGUACCCCAACCAAUAGGAGACAGAAAUCAUGGGAUCUGUUAGAUCAAACGGCAAUAGCACAGGCAAGACAGCAAAAGCAGCACACUCAGCAACAAGCUCAACAUCAGGUUCAGUCUGCUGCAUGUGGGGGGGAGACUAGUAACAGUAAGGGAUGGCGCAGCCUGGACCUGGGGCCUCAAGCCCCUCCCUCAGCUCCCCCAGGGGGACCUUCAGGUGCAAGGCCCUUGUUCCGAACUCAACGAUCUUCAUCCGUUCCAGCCCCCAAGUCUGGUGUGGAGGCUGGUGCUGCCUCUGUAGGAAAAGAUCGUAGUGCCCGCGUGUCAGUGUCAAACGAAAACAAUGUUCUCCUGGAUCCUGAUGUACUAACUGAUUUCUCAACACAAGCAUUAGUACUUACUGUGUUGGCCACACUUGUAAAAUACUCAACUGAUGAAAAUGAGACACGAAUCCUGUAUCAGUAUCUGGCAGAAGCUUCUGUUGUGUUCCCCAAAGUUUUUCCUGUCAUUCACAGUCUCCUGGAUGCCAAAAUAAUCAGCGUGCUGUCAGUCUGCCAUGACCAUGUGAUCUUGAAUGCCGUGCAGGCCAUCAUACAGAACAUGAUUUCCAGCGAAGAUACAACCCAGCAGCAACUCCACUAUUUGCAGAGUUGUGGCUUUGGAGGUCUCUGGAGGUUUGCAGGUCCUUUUACGAAGUGCAACUGCACAGCAGAGAGUGCAGAGCUGUUUGUCAACUGUUUGGAAGCCAUGGUGGAGACCUGCUUACCUAUUGAGGAAGAGGAAGUGGAACUGGCCCAGUACCCUUCCAUGUUGAGUGUUUCAAGCAAUAUGAACCGUAGCUCAUCAAUGUCCAGCCUGACUUUAGGAUCUCCUACUGAAAAAGAGCCAAUACUUGAUGUAGGUGGCUGUUCAGAUGGCUCAGCAAGUUCUUUAGGAAGAUCUUCAUUUGCUAAACAACGAAGUUUCAAAUGCAUGGGCAAAGCUAGCAGCAAAUCUUCGAGUAGCGGGGCAGAGGGUGCAAAGUGAGAGGAGGAAUGGGAGGCCAAAUUCUGUUCAGCUGUUCUUGGAAACACCACUGAUCAGGAUGCCUUGGACGAGGCAUUGCAGCAUCAAAGAACACUGCAGCAGUGGCGACGUAGCAGCAGUGAUAGCAAGACUCGACGGAGAAGUGUGUCUGUGAUGGGCAUACCAACCCGUCAUUUCCAUUGCCUGCACUACUGCUGUUUGGAACCACACUAAAUGAUUGUGCCUCCCCAUCAUAUCUGUUUCACUCACAGACACACAUGCACACACUGCUCACUGUCCUAGAUGUCAACUGUAUUAGGGACUCAUCCAAAUUAUUCACAUCCUGUUGUGUGUGUUGCUGAAAUUCUGAAGUGUGUAGAAUAGUUCUCAGCAUUUUUACUCUGGUGACUCACCUGCAGAGAUAGAGACAAAGCCUCAGAAGGAUUCACAUUAAAGUGUAGUACACAUCUUCCAUCACAUUUAAUGACAUUAGUUUGGAGACAGAUCCAGUGACUGGUGUUGGUGGUAGCAGAAACAGCAGUAGGAUCAGCAGUGGAACUAGGACCAGUAACAGUAAAAACAAUGACUACAAUAAUAGUAAUCUAGAAACAAGUAGAGAGACAGUGUAGUUUAUGUGAAGUCAAAGGUUUCUGUUGCUUAGCUAAUGACUUAAUUUGCUAAACUUAUCACAAGCUUUGUGUUCCAAUUAGUUCUGAUAUUUGCAUCUGUCUAAUUCAUUCUCUGAUUUCUGAUCCAGAAAUCAUUUGAUCUGUAGACAUGUUUGUAACAUGCCACAGUACACCGUUUUGCUGGUCAAGUGACAAUGAUUUAUUAGUUACCUGCGCCCCAAAUGUUUGGUAUAGUCACCAUACAAAACUUAGGACAUUACAUUUAGUGAUGUGUAUUGGUUUCCCACCUACAAAUGUGAAUGAUGGUUAUUGACAGGAAAUUGGAAAAGGGGCAAGAUAAGAAAUAACCAAAUGGCAAGAUGUUCAUUACCAAUUCUCAUGAAAAUCUGUCAAUUAGUGUGUGUCAUAUUGAUGUGGUCUCACAUACUCUGAAAGGGCAAAAAUGGAAUCAAGGCAGGCACAUUAAUAUUGCUUAUACAUUUCUGAAGAACAAAUUAUGUUCCUCUAAAACACAGAAUUGCAUUUGUAUGGUGUAGGUGUGUAUUUGUAGUAGUGACUUCCUGUCUUGUGCAGAUAUCUCACAUAACGUCCAAUAAUUUUCAGCAAUCCAAUUAAAAUUUUGAAUAUAAAUUAUAGGGGAGGAAAUGUGAACUCAAGUUUGGAGUAAGUGGUUCAGUAAACUUUCAUCCAACUCAUUUAAACAUUCCACUCAGUCUUAUUCAUUAAGAUUUUAAACAUUUGUGAAACAGAUAAGAAAACCAAGAUUAAUGGCUUUGGGGAUCCAUUGCACUGACCACGCGACACCCUCUAUCUGCUAAAGUUGGC
Messenger RNA from Cryptotermes secundus, 10118 nucleotides. RefSeq names its product neurofibromin. The coding region runs from base 223 to 8685 and encodes 2820 amino acids. The transcript is spliced from 56 exons. NCBI's taxonomy places the organism in Eukaryota, Metazoa, Arthropoda, Insecta, Blattodea, Kalotermitidae. The record is from RefSeq and is a predicted model, not a curated record. Gene Ontology annotation, biological process: regulation of GTPase activity.